Messenger RNA from Sciurus carolinensis (gray squirrel), 4201 nucleotides. RefSeq names its product XRCC1 N-terminal domain containing 1, N-terminal like (gene Xndc1n). Bases 382 to 4167 code for a protein of 1261 amino acids. Gene Ontology annotation, biological process: manganese ion transport; calcium ion transmembrane transport; regulation of cytosolic calcium ion concentration. Gene Ontology annotation, cellular component: nucleus; cation channel complex; membrane. The transcript is spliced from 23 exons. Gene Ontology annotation, molecular function: inositol 1,4,5 trisphosphate binding; store-operated calcium channel activity; damaged DNA binding. Lineage: Eukaryota; Metazoa; Chordata; Mammalia; Rodentia; Sciuridae. The record is from RefSeq and is a predicted model, not a curated record.
UUAAAGUGGAAAUAUACAUUAAAAACACACGCAAGCGUAUUUUUCUGGCUAAGGUACCAGCUGCCUUGCCCCGAUGGAAGUCGUUUUUCAGAAACAGCGGCUUUUUUAGGUUCCAGAACGUAUCCCUGAGCUUCAGCGGGCCGAGAGUGACGCCGGGGUCAGAAGGCGGAGGCCAGAAGGCCAAAUUGGCGGGAAAAUGUCUGUGGUCCACGAUCAGAGGCGCCGUGACGUCUUGAGCUUCAUAGUUUCGGGAGUAAUGUGAAGAUUCUUGUUCUUCUGGAAGCUGCUGAGACUAAAACAUAAACAGUGCCAAAGUGGUAACAGAAGAAUUCUUGAGAUAAAGCAUUUUUGCCCUGUGCUUGGAUAGCUGGUAGUCCUGCCAUGGCUCCUGUGAAGAUCAGCCAUGUGGUUUCAUUUUCCUCUCAGGAUCCCAAGUAUCCUGUGGAGAACUUGCUGAACCCAGAUAGUCAGAGGGGGCCUUGGCUUAGCUGCCCUCAGGACAAGAGCCGGCAACUGAAAGUGGAACUACAGCUAGAGAGAGCAGUGCCCAUUAGCUAUAUCGAUAUAGGUAACUGUGGCUGUGCUUUCCUGCAAAUUGAUGUGGGCCGUUCUUCCUGGUCCCUAGACAGACCUUUCAUCACCCUGCUCCCUGCAACCAUGCUAAUGUCCCUCACUGAUUCAAAGCAAGGGAAGAACCGCUUAGGGGUCCGAAUGUUUAAAAAUGAUGAUUUCCUGGCUCCAGCCUCAGGAGAAUCAUGGGAUCGACUUCGCCUGACUUGUUCCCAACCCUUCACACGUCAUCAAUCAUUUGGCCUGGCCUUUCUGCGAGUGCGUUCCUCUCUGGACUCCUUAGAUGACCCUGUGAUGGGUCUCUCAGCCUCUGUGAGCUCUGAGCUAAGCCAGGGCUCUUCUGACACUCAGGCAUCUGAUCCUCACCCAUGGCUGGCUAAUCCUUCUAUCCGGAGAACAUUCUUCCCAGAAGCCCAGACAAGCCCCAAGGAAAUUUCAGAGCUCAAGGAUAUCCUAAAGCAGCUGCAACCAGGGACUCUGGGGCGUUCAGCCCGCAUGGUGCUUUCUGCAGCCCGCAGGGCACCUUCAGCCAGUGUGACAAGCCCAAAGAGCAAUCAUGCAGAACCAGGUCCCAGUCUUCCAAAGAAUGCAGAGCCCAGAGCACAGGAGCAAAGCUCAGAGAAUAAUGUGAGCAGGACAAAGAGACGAAAAAUGCAGAACCAAAGGCCUCUGACCAAGUCAAACUUCCAGCCGAACAGGAGGGGGACAGUAAGGGCAGGGCAAAGAGAACGCCGAUCCCAGGCCCCAAACAAUGCUGUCCAGGAGAGUGAACAGUGCCCCAUUUGUGCAGGUUCCUUCAGCAUUGAAAUUCUUCCCCUGCAUGCUGCCACUUGUGGAGAGACCUCCCCGCCUCACCCAGCUUCUCCCUCCUCACCAUCUUCAUCCCAGUCUAUAUUAAGAGUUCAUUGUGUGGCACUAACACCAGUUCCCCUGGUCCCCAGGCUACAGCCUAACUGGACUGAGAUCGUGAACAGAAAGCUCAAGUUCCCGCCUCCACUCUUGGGUGCCAUCCAAGAGGGGCGACUGGGUCUUGUGCAGCAGCUGCUGGAGUCAGGGAUCGAGACCACAGGCAGUGGGCCAGGUGGGCCCCUGCGGAAUGUGGAAGAGGCUGAGGAUCGCUCCUGGAGGGAAGCCCUCAACCUGGCCAUCCGCCUGGGUCAUGAAGCCAUCACCGAUGUGUUACUGGCCAAUGUCAAGUUUGAUUUUCGGCAGAUCCAUGAAGCCCUGCUAGUAGCAGUGGACACAAACCAGCCAGCAGUGGUGCGUCGCCUGCUGGCCCGGCUAGAAAGGGAGAAGGGUCGCAAAGUAGACACCAGGUCUUUCUCACUGGCUUUCUUUGACUCAUCAAUCGAUGGCUCCCGCUUUGCACCUGGUGUCACUCCACUCACCCUGGCCUGCCAGAAGGACCUGUAUGAGAUUGCGCAGUUGCUCAUGGACCAGGGCCACACCAUUGCCCGGCCCCACCCUGUCUCCUGCGCUUGUCUCGAGUGCAGUAAUGCCCGCCGCUAUGACCUGCUGAAGUUCUCUCUGUCCCGCAUCAACACCUACCGAGGCAUUGCUAGCAGGGCCCACCUCUCACUGGCCAGUGAGGAUGCCAUGCUGGCUGCCUUCCAGCUCAGCCGUGAGCUCAGGCGUCUUGCACGCAAGGAGCCUGAGUUUAAGCCUGAGUACAUUGCCCUGGAGUCAUUGAGCCAGGACUAUGGCUUCGAGCUGCUGGGUAUGUGCCGGAACCAGAGCGAGGUCACUGCAGUGCUCAACGACACGGGUGAGGACAGCGAGGCUGAGCCUGAGGCUGAGGGACUGAACCAAGCCUUUGAGGAGGGCAUCCCCAACCUGGCAAGACUGCGACUGGCCGUCAACUACAACCAGAAGCGGUUUGUAGCACACCCCAUCUGCCAGCAAGUCCUAUCUUCCAUCUGGUGUGGGAAUCUGGCCGGCUGGCGUGGAAGCACUACCAUCUGGAAGCUCUUUGUCGCCUUCCUCAUCUUCCUCACUAUGCCCUUCCUCUGCCUCGGCUACUGGCUGGCGCCCAAGUCUCGGCUGGGCCGCCUGCUGAAGAUCCCAGUGCUGAAGUUCCUGUUACACUCCGCCUCCUAUCUAUGGUUUCUCAUCUUCCUGCUGGGAGAAUCCCUGGCCAUGGAGACACAACUGAGCACUUUCCGUGGCCGCAGCCAGAGUGUCUGGGAGACUUCACUACACAUGAUUUGGGUCACAGGCUUCCUGUGGUUCGAGUGUAAGGAAGUAUGGAUCGAGGGCCUGCGCAGUUACCUCCUGGACUGGUGGAACUUCCUGGAUGUGGUCAUUCUGUCCCUGUACCUGGCAGCCUUCGCACUGCGCCUCCUCCUGGCUGGGCUUGCCCACAUGCACUGCAGGGAUGCUGCUGAAGGCGCUGCCUGCCACUAUUUUACCACUGCUGAACGAAGUGAGUGGCGCACUGAGGACCCCCAGUUCUUGGCUGAGGUGCUUUUUGCUGUCACCAGCAUGCUCAGCUUCACCCGCCUGGCCUACAUUCUGCCAGCCCACGAGUCAUUGGGCACUCUGCAGAUUUCUAUUGGCAGGAUGAUUGAUGACAUGAUACGGUUCAUGUUCAUCCUCAUGAUCAUCCUUACCGCCUUCCUCUGUGGCCUAAACAACAUCUAUGUGCCCUACCAGGAGACAGAGCGGCUGGGCAAUUUCAACGAGACUUUCCAGUUUCUAUUCUGGACCAUGUUCGGCAUGGAGGAGCACAGUGUGGUGGACAUGCCUCAGUUUCUGGUGCCUGAAUUUGUGGGCCGGGCCCUCUAUGGCAUUUUUACCAUCGUCAUGGUCAUUGUGCUGCUCAACAUGCUCAUAGCCAUGAUUACAAACUCCUUCCAGAAGAUCGAGGAUGAUGCUGAUGUGGAGUGGAAGUUUGCUCGCUCCAAGCUCUACCUGUCCUAUUUCCGAGAGGGCCUGACUCUGCCUGUGCCCUUCAACAUCCUGCCCUCCCCCAAGGCCUUCUUCUACCUUCUCAGGAGAAUUUUCCAGUUUAUUUGCUGUUGCUGCUCCUGCUGCAAAACCAAGAAGCCAGACUAUCCUCCAAUUCCCACUUAUGCCAACCAGGGGGCAGGGGCAGGGCCUGGGCCUGGGGAGGGAGAGCGUGGGUCCUACCGCCUCCGUGUCAUCAAGGCUCUGGUACAGCGCUACAUUGAGACUGCCCGGAGAGAGUUCGAGGAGACACGUCGGAAAGAUCUGGGCAACAGACUGACAGAGUUAACCAAAACUGUAUCUCGACUGCAAAGUGAGGUAGCUGGUGUUCAGCGAACGUUGGCAGCAGGAGGGAUACCCCGGCCUCCUGAUGGUGCCAGCAUCCUCAGCCGCUACAUCACCCGAGUGCGCAAUAGUUUCCAGAACCUGGGGCCCCCCAUCCCUGAGACCCCAGAGCUAAUCAUGUCAGGGAUUGUAGGAACUCAAAACUCUUCAGAAACCGGACUUCAGACUGCUGGAGAGGCUGGGGCUGCAGCUUCAGGAGAGUCUGGCCCUUCCUCCCCAGCUCAUGUGCUGGUGCACAGGGAGCAAGAAGAGGGGGCUGGGGAUGUGCCCCCAGAGGAGACUCUGGGGACCAAUGAAGGUUCCUAAUGCCAUGGAAGGGCCCCUUCUUCUACAUUCAGCA